This is a messenger RNA of Piliocolobus tephrosceles (Ugandan red Colobus), 997 nucleotides long. It is a transcript of the gene ELANE, whose product is annotated as elastase, neutrophil expressed. The transcript has 5 exons. The record is from RefSeq and is a predicted model, not a curated record. Bases 117 to 914 code for a protein of 265 amino acids. Gene Ontology annotation, biological process: proteolysis; phagocytosis; acute inflammatory response to antigenic stimulus. Lineage: Eukaryota; Metazoa; Chordata; Mammalia; Primates; Cercopithecidae. Gene Ontology annotation, molecular function: serine-type endopeptidase activity.
AGAGGAAGUGGGGGGCGCCGGCCAGCCGUGGGGCAAUGCAACGGCCUCCUGGCACAGGGCUAUAAGAGAAGCCGGGUGGGCACGGAGGGGCAGAGACUCCGGAGACCAGCCUCACCAUGACCCUUGGCUGCCGACCCUCCUGCCUUUUUCUCACCUGUGUCCUGCCGGCCUUGCUGCUGGAGGGUCCCGCGCUGGCCUCUGAGAUUGUGGGCGGCCGGCAGGCGCAGCCCCACGCGUGGCCCUUCAUGGUGUCCCUGCAGCUGCGUGGAGGCCACUUCUGCGGCGCCACCCUGAUUGCGCCCAACUUCGUCAUGUCGGCCGCGCACUGCCUGCUGAAAGUAAACUUCCGCUCCAUGAGCGUGGUCCUGGGAGCCCAUAACCUGAAGCAGCUGGAGCGCACCCGGCAGGUGUUCGCUGUGCAGCGCGUCUUCGAAAACGGCUUCGACCCCAUCGACUUUCUCAACGACAUCGUGAUUCUCCAGCUCAAUGGGUCAGCCACUAUCAACGACAACGUGCAAGUGGCCCAGCUGCCAGCCCAGGGCCGGCGCGUGGGCAACAGGGUGCAGUGCCUGGCCAUGGGCUGGGGCCAUCUGGGUGGGAACCGUGGGAUCGCCAGUGUCCUGCAAGAGCUCAACGUGACGGUGGUGAGGUCCCUCUGCCGCCGUGGCAACGUCUGCACUAUCGUGAGGCGUCGGCGGGCUGGCGUCUGCUUCGGGGACUCUGGCAGCCCCUUGGUCUGCAACGGGCUAAUCCACGGAAUUGCCUCCUUCGUCCGGGGAGGCUGUGCCUCGGGGCUCUACCCCGACGCCUUUGCCCCGGUGGCACUGUUUGUAAACUGGAUCAACUCCAUCAUCCAACGCUCCGAGGACCACCCCUGUCCCCACUCCCUGGACCCGGCCAGCAGGACCCACUGAGAAGGACCGCCUGGGUCACCUCAGCUGCCCACAGCCACAUUCUCCAGCAUCUGGUACAAUAAACAUCCCUCUGUUUUGUAGAA